AGCGUCAGAGAGUGCAAGGAAUCCGCUGCUGGCGUCCGCAAAUCAUAUCCAGACACCACUACUAGAUGUCUUGGUCUUCCGACCAACGCAGACGGGCCCCACCAAGCGGGCACCACAUUUCACGUCGCCAUACUCUGGCUUUAACACUUGGGGGCCCACCUCGGCGUAUGAUUUCUUGCAUCCGAUAAGGUCCAACGUACUGUGUGCUUUUCCCGGCGACCCGCGAAAAGGAAUCAACGGCCGUGCUGUCGCCCCCAGUCUUCACUUCUUAUCCGUGGACUGCCGUAGUCUUCUCCCCUUCCUAAACCUUUCCACCGUUCCCAACUCGAUCAUGGCAAUUCUACCAUUCCCAACUGCUGUCCACAAUCACACAGCUAUUUAAGAGUUCCCCCCGCUGCUCACACCCACGGCUCACUCUAAACCCACACAACAUUUUCUUCUUGACCAGUAGCGCUCAUCUUUUACUUCCCACUUAGAACGAGAAGUCACCGGUGAUGGAUGAACUGAUAGCCGGGCUCCCGAACGACAUAGCGCAGGAGUGUCUCAUCCGCGUCCCCUACGACGGCUUCCCUACGGUCCGCUCCGUCUGCCGCCGCUGGAAGCAAGAGCUCCAAUCCUCCCAAUUCCACAGCCUCAGGAAGACCGCUGGUCUCACCAGACCGGUCAUCGCCCUCGCCCAGGCCGAGCCGGCACUUGCCCCUACUGCAGGCCCAGCCAAGAAGUACACUGCCUCCGCCUCCCCCUCGUACCGCCUCGUCCUCUUCGAGCCCGUGACCGGCGCAUGGAGCUGCCCGCCGCCUAUUCCCGGCCUCCUCCGUGGCCUGCCCCUUUUCUGCCAUCUGGCGGCCGUCGGCCGGGAGCUGGUGGUGGUCGGCGGGUGCGACCCGGAGACGUGGGCCGCCUCUGACGAGGUCCACAUCUAUGACUUCGAGGCCGGCGUGUGGCGUCGCGGGGCCCGGAUGCCCGGCCCCCGGCGGUCCUUCUUCGCGUGCGCCGCGUCGGAGGAGCUCCGUGCCGUCUUCGUCGCCGGGGGUCACGACGAGGAGAAGAACGCGCUGCGGUCGGCGAUGGCGUACGACGUGGUGGCCAACGCGUGGGCCCCACUGCCGGACAUGGCGCAGGAGCGGGACGAGUGCCGGGGAGCCUUCCUGCGGGGCGCCUUCCACGUCGUCGGGGGAUACCCGACGGAGGCGCAGGGCCGGUUCUCGCGGAGCGCGGAGGCGUUCCACGUCGCCUCCAGGCGGUGGGGCCCCGUGGAGGAGGACAAGCUGGAGGUCGGCACGUGCCCGCGGGCGUGCGUGGCGGGUGGCGACGGGCGGCUCUACAUGUGCGGGCCGAGAGGGGACGUAGCGGCGCUUUCGGACGACGGGAGCGGCGCGUGGCGGGCGGUGGCGGAAGCGCCGGAGACCGCGAGGGUGGCGCCGCUCCUGGUGGCCUGGGAGCGGAGCCUGAUGCUGAUCGGCUCGGAGAAGCACGGUGGGGGCCACGUGGGGUACGUCGGGGAGGUGGGGGCGGGAAAGGGGGCGACGACGUGGAAGAGGGUGGCAAUGCCGGAAGAGUUUUCGGGCCACGUGCAGGCGGGCUGCUCCAUGGAGAUAUGAAAACUCGUAUUUUUAACAUAAGCUUUUCCCAAGUGGAUUAUGAUGUAUAGCUGCUACCAGAUUUAAUGGACAUCUGCUAUCAACUAGAGGUAGCGGAAACCAUGCUUAUGGCUUAUGUCAUGGCGGCUCAUCGAUCCCAGUCUUGAUU
Messenger RNA from Musa acuminata subsp. malaccensis (wild Malaysian banana), 1749 nucleotides. Its product is annotated as F-box/kelch-repeat protein At1g80440-like. Gene Ontology annotation, molecular function: protein binding. The record is from RefSeq and is a predicted model, not a curated record. NCBI's taxonomy places the organism in Eukaryota, Viridiplantae, Streptophyta, Magnoliopsida, Zingiberales, Musaceae. Gene Ontology annotation, biological process: negative regulation of cytokinin-activated signaling pathway; regulation of phenylpropanoid metabolic process.